UAUCCACAUGAGAGGUGAUAUUGGGAAGCAAUGUGCGCUUGUUGCUAGCUUGUGACAGUAGCAGCCGUGCAUAUUGCAUGCGGAUUAGACCCAAUUGUCGUGUUCGUGUUAGCAAAUGGAAGAUACAUACGCCUUAUGAGUUACUUAGACUACCACGUUUGGAUUUGAAGGUGAGAAAGAAGCUCAUUAUCAAGCGAGUUGCAUCCGCUAACGAGCUAGCUAAAUUAGAACUUAACGUAGCACAAGAACCUGUGUGAUUCGGUUUCACAAUUCACACACCGGGCUACCAGUUAUUGGGCAAUAAUAGACCAAUUUUAUUCGGGGAAAGCGAAGUACUUCUAAUCCGUUAUGUCAGCAAUACAAGAAGGUAGUGAACCCCAGCGCCUGGGAAAUUCUGCAGAGCAACUUUCACAUGCCUUUAUUGUCACUAUUGGAGCAACCGUUCCUACGGGGUUCGAACAAACUGCUGCAGAGGAAGUCAAUGAAAAAAUUGGAGCGGAUGUAAGAAUUGGCAAGGACCGUGGAAGGAUAUACUUCGAAAUAACUACUGAAGAUCUGCCUCGAGUGCAUCUUCUGAAAUCCGUUGACAACUUAUUUGUGGUGGUGGAACACUAUACCAACUAUGAGUUUAAAGACACAAAGGAGGAAACGUUGGAAGACUUCCAGAAUCUUGCUUCCAAACUCUCGUGGAAAAAUCCCCUGGAAGUGUGGAGGCUGAACAACGACGUGAAGAAGAAGAGGUGGCGCCGUAAAGGGGGAAAUGUUCCCAAGGGGAAGGCCAGCGGGGCCAGCGGGGACAGCGGCAAAGACCAGGUAGAAGCGGUCGCCAAGGAAAUGGAGAGCCUCAGACUGGAACCUGUAUCACCAGCAGAUGGCAGCAGAGAGCCUGAGGGCGACACUGCCCUGGAUAACGAGGCCCCAGGCGGAUUGGACCAGGAUGCAGAGGGACGGGAGGAAGGGGCUGCAGACCUGCCAGUCAAGUUCAGAGUGACGUGCAAUAGGGCAGGGGACAAGCACAACUUCACCUCCAAUGACGCUGCGCGGGACUUUGGUGGGGCCGUGCAAGACUUCUUCCAGUGGAAGGCAGACAUGACCAAGUUUGACAUAGAGGUGCUCUUGAACAUCCACGACAGCGAGGUGGUGAUUGGCAUCGCUCUGACGGAGGAGAGUCUCCACAGGAGGAACAUCACACACUUCGGACCCACCACCCUGCGCUCCACCCUGGCCUAUGGCAUGCUCAGACUUUGCAAGCCUCAGGUUUCUGAUGUUAUAAUUGACCCGAUGUGUGGGACUGGAGCUAUACCAUUAGAGGGAGCCAUGGAAUGGCAGCAGUCUUUCUACCUGGCAGGAGACAACAACGACAUGGCAGUGAGCCGCACGGUCAAUAACAUUGGCCAUAUCCACAAGAAGAGACAAAUCAAGGGCAGCACGGCCUGGGGUCUAUCCAUUGACACUCUGCAGUGGGACUUGUGCCGUUUACCCAUGAGGACCAGCUCUGCAGAUAUCAUCAUCACAGAUAUGCCCUUUGGAAAGAGAAUGGGAUCAAGGAAGAAGAACUGGGAUCUGUACCCUGCUUGUUUGAGAGAGAUGGCACGUGUCUCCAGACCUGGAACAGGAAAGGCUGUGCUGUUGACUCAAGAUAAGAAAUGCUUUACCAAGGCUUUGUCGAGGAUGGGGGGACUUUGGAGGAAGGCCCUCACUGUGUGGGUGAAUAUAGGGGGACUACAUGCUGGUGUGUACCUCCUCAAACGAACUGGAGCGAUUUUUGGGGAGACCCCCGAAGAUGUCCGGGAACCACGAGGAGCCAACGACACGGCAGGGGCCACAAAAGAGCAUGAAUAGUUGCACCAUGUUUUAACUUUAUUGGUGGGUGGUCUGAAAGUGUACUGUUUUAAGACAUUUACUUUUUCAUGAGUGGUGUUGAAGUAAAUGUAAGAAAGAGCUAACACAGAUAUUUCAGAUCCGUUAUCUCUAACAGGUUCACAUGAGACACCAUUUUUAUGUUCUCCACUGGUUAUUGUGUAUGCCAAGAAAAAUCUGUUUUGUUUUACUUACAGGCGUAUGUCCUCAGAGAAAAAUAGAUUUGUUGCUGUCAUCAAUGAAUCAUGUCAGUUAGGAUGAUCAGAAAUUGUUCUUCUUAUGUAAGGUUACAUAAUUAGUUCUUAUGUAAUUAUUCUUGUUUUGGUGUGAGUAUUUGGAUUCUAUGUUGCACUAGUUAAACUAAUGAAUCGUACCUUUAAGAGUAAGUUCAAGUUAAAGUUGUCUGAAAGGAUUUCAGGGCCUUGAUUUGUUCAUAUUUACAUAAUUGAAAGUUUAAUAAAUAUAGCUUUAUUGAAUAAAAUGGUUUAUUCAUAGUUA
This is a messenger RNA of Conger conger (European conger), 2358 nucleotides long. RefSeq names its product THUMP domain containing 3 (gene thumpd3). Gene Ontology annotation, biological process: tRNA methylation. Gene Ontology annotation, molecular function: tRNA (guanine) methyltransferase activity; RNA binding. The record is from RefSeq and is a predicted model, not a curated record. NCBI's taxonomy places the organism in Eukaryota, Metazoa, Chordata, Actinopteri, Anguilliformes, Congridae. The coding region runs from base 349 to 1842 and encodes 497 amino acids. The transcript has 10 exons.